This is a messenger RNA of Microcebus murinus (gray mouse lemur), 1054 nucleotides long. RefSeq lists its product as uncharacterized. Gene Ontology annotation, cellular component: keratin filament. The record is from RefSeq and is a predicted model, not a curated record. NCBI's taxonomy places the organism in Eukaryota, Metazoa, Chordata, Mammalia, Primates, Cheirogaleidae.
CCCCAGCAUGGCCGCGUCCGCCGUGUCCGUCUGCUCCAGCGACCUGAGCUACGGCAGCCGCGUCUGCCUGCCCGGUUCCUGCGACUCCUGCCCCGACUCCUGGCAGGGGGACGACUGCCCAGAGAGCUGCUGCGAGCCCCCCUGCUGCGCCCCCAGCUGCUGCGCCCCGGCCGCCUGCCUGAGCCUGGUCUGCAGCCCCGUGAGCUGCGUGUGCAGCCCCUGCCAGCCCGUCUGCACCAGCGCCUGCACGCCCUCGUGCUGCCCGCAGUCCAGCUGCCAGCCGGCUUGCUGCACCCCCUCCCCCUGCCAGCCGUCCUGCUGUGUGCCCGUGUGCUGCAAGCCCGUGUGCUGUGUGCCCGUGUGCUCUGGGGCCUCCUCUUCGUGCUGCCCGCAGUCUAGCUGCCAGCCAGCUUGCUGUACCCCGUCCCCCUGCCAGCCGUCCUGCUGUGUGCCCAUGUGCUGCAAGCCCGUGUGCUGUGUGCCCGUGUGCUCUGGGGCCUCCUCUUCAUGCUGCCAGCAGUCCAGCUGCCAGCCGGCUUGCUGCACCCCAUCCCCCUGCCAGCCGUCCUGCUGUGUGCCCGUGUGCUGCAAACCUGUGUGUUGCAAGCCCGUGUGCUGUGAGCCCGUGUGCUCUGAGGCCUCCUCUUCAUGCUGCCAGCAGUCUAGCUGCCAGCCGGCUUGCUGCACCUCCUCCCCCUGCCAGCCGUCCUGCUGUGUGCCCGUGUGCUGCAAGCCCGUGUGCUGUGAGCCCGUUUGCUCUGGGGCCUCCUCCUCGUGCUGCCAGCAGUCUAGCUGCCAGCCAGAUUGCUGCACCUCCUCCCCCUGCUGCAGACCCUCCUCCUGCGUGUCCCUCCUCUGCCGCCCCGUGUGCAGACCUGCCUGCUGUGCCCCUGCCUCCUCCUGCCAGCCCAGCUGCUGCCGCCCGGCCUCCUGCGUAUCCCUCAUCUGCCGCCCCACCUGUCCCCGCCCGGCAUCCUGCGUGUCCCUCCUCUGCCGCCCCACCUGUCCCCGCCCGGUCUGCUGUGGCCUCUCGGUGCAGGGGUCCAACUGCUGA